AUGUGUUGGAAAGACAAACUCAAUUUGAGUUUGGUUAAGGAGAAUUCUAGGGAAGAGGAGAACAAGCAAGAGGCUGCCGGAAAGUUCCCAACAGAAGAAGAGAAAGCCAAAAUGAAGAAAAAGGAAGGAAGCUUCAAGGAAGCUCCAUUGAUGAAACUUAGCUUAGAAGAAAUACUCUGCAUUCCUGUUCUGUACCCCCGCCUCCCCAACCCAAACAAAAAAUCCCCAAUCUCAAACCCCCCCUGCCCAAAACCAAAAAUCCCUAAUCUCUUCUUACCCCUUUCUCUCUCGAUCGACGAUGACUCUAUUGUCAUUGCCAAGUCAUUCCCUCACAUGCUUAACUUGGCUAACCUCGCUCAGGAGGUUCAGAUUGCUUGCCAUCGACGAAUCAAGUUGAAAAAGGGGGAUUUUGCUGAUGAGAACUCGACAAUGACUGAAUCAGACAUUGAAGAAACUCUCAAGAGACUUGUGGGGGAACUGAAGAAAUCUCCUGAAGAAGUUUUUGAUGCUAUGAAAAAUCAAACUGUUGAUCUGGUCUUCACUGCUCACCCUACUCAAUCUGUCCGCAAAUCUUUGCUUCAAAAGCACAGAAGGAUUCGUAAUUGUUUAACCCAAUUAUACGCCAAAGAUAUCACUCCUGAUGAUAAGCAAGAGCUUGAUGAGGCUCUACAAAGGGAGGUAAGUUUGACUGCAUAAUGCAUUAGCUUAUAUAUACCAUCAUGCUUUGGCAUUUUUCCCAAUACGUGACUUCUCACAGAUUUACCAUAAUGCACUAAAUAUUAGGAACGUCAAUUAUGAGUUGCACCACCUACCAUUGUCAUUAGAUUGAGAAGGGUUAGGUGGACAGAAGUUUGUAGCAGUCACAGAAGUCACUUUAGUAGACUAAAACUCAAGAUAAGUAAGAUGUGAAGUUAUGGGUCAAAGCAAUGCAAUUUUGUUCUGCAAAAUCAGUAAUUCUAAAAUUGCAUAUUUAUUUAUUUAUUUAUUUACAGAUAAGUGCUCAAAAUAGCAACACUGCAUAUUCAUCUUAGACAAUAAAGUUAAUAUAUUAGACAAUAAAGUUUGAGGCCUCAGUUUUUAGGAGUCUUGUAUGUCUUUUAAGCCUUUUAAAUUUUGACAUAGCCUCAGGGUUGUGAGAGAGUUUCUUUUGGUUUGUUAUGUUUUCUUUUGUAUGAUUCUAUGAAGAGAUUUGUUGCCUAAUGCAUUUUUCAUCAUGUGACUCCUGAGGAUGUCUUGUGCAUCAUUGUAUAUCUUUAUUGUUUAGUAUAUUAACCUUCUACUUACGAAAAGAAACAAAAAUAUUAGACAGUUUCAGGACCCAAACUCAGAAGUAGAAACUUUGUAUGCAUAGAUUAAUCUGAAAUAGGGACUGCAAUAGGAAGUUGGUGGCCUAAUUCAUCAGGAAUUAUAAGACAGAAUGCAUCAUGUAUUUUAUCUAGCAAACCAACAGAAGAAUGUCUCUUAAUCCAAAAUGAAACAAAGUCAUUUACCAUAAAGGAAGCACAUCGACUGUAAAGAUUUAGUACACGGGGAGGGAAAAAAAAUUGAGAGAGAGAGAGAGAGAGAGAGAG
Molecule: messenger RNA, 1571 nt
Organism: Camellia sinensis
Lineage: Eukaryota; Viridiplantae; Streptophyta; Magnoliopsida; Ericales; Theaceae
Source: RefSeq, a predicted model, not a curated record